This is a messenger RNA of Colletotrichum phormii, 1521 nucleotides long. RefSeq lists its product as uncharacterized. Lineage: Eukaryota; Fungi; Ascomycota; Sordariomycetes; Glomerellales; Glomerellaceae. Gene Ontology annotation, molecular function: FAD binding. The transcript is spliced from 6 exons. The coding region runs from base 1 to 1521 and encodes 506 amino acids. The record is from RefSeq and is a predicted model, not a curated record.
AUGCUUGCCUUUCUUGGCAGCAAAGAUUUAGAUGUCCGUAGCUAUGUGAAAGACGAGGAACUGCGGCCGUUGGUUGAUCAUCAACGUAUCGGUGCGGGGCUCUUGGCUGUCUCGACCUUAUUCCUUCCUGGUGUCUGCUUCGCGGCAACCGACAGGAUUUCCAACUCAGGAACGAUCUGGUCCGCUGCAACAUCACGCACCGGUAUUCCACCUUGUGAUGCUCUCAUCGCCGCAGGUCUGGCAGAUCGCCUGGUUCUCGCAACAGAAGCAGGCUAUGAGGCACGUAUCUCGACAUACUGGUCUGUCAGUGCUCGUCUGCGGCCAUGGUGUCUCAUUCAGCCUUGGGACACCAGCGAGGUAUCAAAGACUCUGACUACACUGUUAGAGGCUGGAUCGGGUGCCGGUGACUGGCACAUUGCUAUCCGUGGAGGAGGUCACAACCAUUGGGCAGGCACUAAUAAUAUUGCCAACGGAGUAACAAUCGACCUUGUCUACCUCAAUCAGACCUCGUACGACCCGGAGACCAACCUUGCCUCCGUUGGCCCCGGAGAUCACUGGAAGGAUGUGUAUGCCAAACUUCUCAAGAGCAAUAUUACCGUGACCGGUGGCCGCGAUGGAGGCGCAGGUGCCGGCGGCUUUCUCCUGGAAGGCGGUAACUCGUACUACACCGGUCGCAUGGGCUUUGGGGCAGACUCUGUGAGAAACUACGAGGUCGUCCUUGCCGAUGGUAGCGUCGUCAAUGCCAACAAAGAAACCAACCCUGACCUCUUCAAAGCUCUCAAGGGUGGCAGCAGCAACUUUGGGAUCAUGACACGUUUCGACCUCGAGGCUGCUGUUGUUGAGUUCACCAACCACGACCAGAGCUUGGCCGACGACGCAAUGGUCACUGUCUAUACCCACAAUACUGCAUUGGGCGACGAUAUACUCAUUGCCGCUUCUCGCAUUCCUGCCAUCAGUAGUGAGAUGACUUAUCGGAGCAUGGCUGACCUGGUGCUGAACUCCCAGAUUCCUGCCGGCUCUAGGUCUGUGUGGUUUACGUUGACAUUCAAAAAUGACGAAGCAAUUCUGAAAGAGGCUGUCGAGGCCCACCAGGAGUUCGUCGACGCUAUGAAGCUUGCCGUCGGGGCGGAUGAGUUCACCACCCAGAUGGUCUUCCAACCUCUACCUACCUACUUCGCAGCCAUUGGUACUGAGAACGGUGGCAAUGUUCUCGGUCUUGACGCAGAGAAGGACAACGCGAUCCUCUGGCUUGGUCUCGUUACCAUUAAUACCGAAGCUCAGGAAGCUGUUGCUCGAGCAUACAUGGCCUCUGCCUCAGCCGAAAUCGAAGACUUUGCUAUUUCUGUCGAUGGAAACGUCAACUGGCGCUACCUGAACUACGCUGACCCAAGCCAAGAUCCGAUCAAGACGUAUGGCUCUGCCAACGUGGACUUUAUCCGCGAGAUCGCGGCCAAAUUUGACCCGGAAGGAGUGUUCCAGAAGCGGAUUCCUGGCGGCUUCAAGGUCUCACGCGUGGAUUGA